CUUGGAAAACUUGCUCAAAAUCCCCGAAAAACCAGUUUUGUAACCAAAAGCAAUACAGAUUCUGGAAGUAGACACUUCAGGCUAUCUUUCCAUGUGUGUAUCUUAAAACCGAUUUUUUGACCGAAAACCACCAUUUCUGAGGGGGGGAGGCCCUUAAAGUUUGAGAACUUAUAUAACUGUUGGUAUAAACGCAGACACGAAAAGUUACGUAAAAACACCGACACCGGCAAGAAAACCGUUCUAAACGGUACAUUCGUCACCAAAAAGAUUAGUGAAAACCGAUGAUUUGAGACAAUAGAACCUCUUUUUCGGUUGAAAACCAUGCGAUGGGUUUUUUGAAAAAAUCCGAUUCUGAUCGCGGUAUCGUUGAGAAAAAGAUAGAACUUUUCUUUCUUUUAAAGAAGUUUUAUUUUAUAGCAAUGGCAGUUGCAAAAUAAAACAGUGAAUGAAAUUCGACGGUUUUCAGGCGAUUUUAUCUGAUUAUUCCAUUAAAAAGGUCGUGUAGAAUGCCGUUUGAAAAGAAGCAAAGCCGUUAAAAAACCGCGUGUUAGAACCCGAUAUAAGUGCAAGAAACUGUCGAUAAAAAGUUUUCAACCGCUAAUACCCUAUUAAGUCUGCCAGUAAUCGGGCGGUUGUCGGUUUUUCUUCGUGCUUGAUAAUAAAAAACGAAAUUAGCAUCUUCUCUUGACUAUUGCUCGACAUUUUUAGUUCUAUAGUAGUAUUAGUAAAAAUACUUUGGAAAAUCUAGACUAAUAAAGACAACGAAAUUUGAAUUUUUUUGAACUUGAAGGAUUUUUCGGGUUUUUACGGCCUUCAAGUUGAUUAAAUUUUUUACUAUGAAAAAGAUUUUUUCAAAAAUUAAAAAAUAUAUUUUCUGAACCAGCUCGAUGCGCUCUAUCCAGCGAUGCAUAAUAAGUUGGAAAAAAAAUUUUCUGUAAGUUUGCAUUAGGCACACCUUAUCUUCUUUUGACUAUUGCCCGCAAUUUUCAGUUCUGUAUAGUAUUGAGAAAGAUAGAGAUCAAAAAUAAAACAAAUUAGGUAGUUUCUUUUGUGCUCCUCUUAAAUUCAAAGUUAAAUUAUUAUAGAAACAUGUGUAGUAGUGACAUCUUUCAUGUAAGUUCACUUCUUUCACACUGUCUGUUGCACGCAAAAACUAAAUCAGACAACGGCUAGACCGAAUUUUAUGAAAUUUGAAACUUAAUAGUUUCAAAGGAUACUCUUUCAAAUGGUGAUUUCAAAAGAAUUUUCAAUCUUCAUUUAUAUAAGACUUCUAGAAAACCAUGGUUUUGUAAGGGUGGUUUUAGACGAGAAACUAUUUUUUUUUACUUUAAUUUUGAUUGCAAAGUUUUUUGGUUAAUGUACGCUUGUAGAGAAAUGUUUGAGCUACAUUUUGAAAAAAAAUCAUUGAAAACUUAUUUUUGUCGUAUUUUGAGUCUUAAAAUUGAAAUAGCUCAAUUUUUCUUAUGGCAACCAAUAUUUUGAAAUAUACCGCUGGAAAGAGCAUGAAAAACUGAACAAACGAAGAUUUGCGAGGAUUUAAAAGUAAAAUUAUAAGCGGUUUUCUAGACAUCUCAGAGGUUUACAUGUCUUUAUCAAAUUUUAAUUAAAUAAUAGAAAGAGUUUGGGGUUUAAAAACGUUUUCUAAGAGUUUUGGAGGCUUUCUGGCAUUUUCGUCUCUUUUUCUUUUCAUGAAAUGAUAUUGUUCUUAAUGCUGUGUACCUAGCCUAUCCGAAGCAUGUGUUGCAAGAUCCGACAUCCUUUUGUUGAAUUGAACUGCUUAUAACUUUACUAGUCAACCUAUAUUUGAAUCUAUCGCUCUGUUUAUCGCAUGAAAUAUUUUCUUAAAAAUAGAAAAGUGUUGUUCUGUGCUUUGGAUGGUAUUCUGACCAGUAUUUUUUGUCUCUUUCUUCUUUACUCGGUUGUUAAAGUGUUUUGUUACUAUACAAAAACUACAUAUUUUGUUCAAGCAUCUCUAUCGAUAUAACAACAACCAUCUCGUAUUUUUUAUACUCUACUUUUUUUUAUUCUGAAGUAUUGUUGUCCUUCUUCAUGCCAAAAUGAAAAUCAUAAACAGAAAAAUAAUUAGAUAUGAAGCAAGUUUUUUAUUAUUGAUUCUUUACUCAUACACCACCGAAAGAUAUGUUUCAUGAUAAAUACGGCAGCGAUUGAAAAAUUCUGAGUUUCUAUCGAUUGCUUUGUUUAACAAAGUCAACUAAACGACAAUUACAGCUUUUUUCUGAUUCUUUGUUUAUUUAACAAAACAGAUGUUUUUUUAACAAAACUAGUCGUCUUAUUGAAUCACUCACUACAAAAACUAUUUUUUAAGUGUUCACCUAUACUGAGUAAGUGAGUGAGAGAAAGAGAGAGACAGGCGAAGAAUAGAAGAAAAAAUGUUCUUUACACUCAAAUGAUAAAACAUUUUGUUCAACUUAGAACUUCUUUAUAUUAACAUGACAGUAUGGCUAUUCCACUUGACAUGAUUAAUGGUAACACAAAUCGUAGUCACUAUUACGUGACUCACGGAUUCCACUCGGAUCUUUAUGCUAUCGACACACUACCAAAUGAUUCACUUGAAAUACAAGGUACACGAGUUAAACCUAUGAUCGAUCAUUCGUUUUGGUCGUAUUAUCCUGGAGAUGCUAGCAUGUUGUACAAAUUAGCCAAAGGUUCGGUACGAGAAGAUACACAAACACAACAAACACAAAUUGAAACAGGCGAUGUAUUUUCAAAACGGUGGCACCCUAUUUUCUCACCGCAAAAUCAUAGUCGACAAGGAAAACGUCAAAAGCCUCCAACGUCUGCUCCUGAAACUCGUCAUCCUCUCAUACAUUUCGUCGAACAACGUCCAACAACCGCACCUGUAAUCAUCGAGCGUCCUCGUGCACUAUCAAAAGCUGUUGUCAUCGAUACACCCGUUUCACCAUUGAAAACAUUUUCUGAAAUGACAUCUAAAGUACCAUUACGUCCACCUCGUCUUAUUGAUACAUCGAAUAAUUUUGAUAAUUUACGAAAUGAAUCAUUCUUAAGUUUGACUGACGGUCUCAAAUCAGUUAUAUUUAAAUCGGAAAAUAAUUUUGUUCAACAAUUGUGCAAUGGUAGCGAUUUAUUAAUGAAUACGAGUAGUUACAAUGAUAGUUUGGAUGAUUUAGAUGAUAAAGAAAAUCAACCACUCACUGACAGUAGUAUGUCACAAACACUGCAAGACCUAGAAACAUCAAAAAUCUAUGAUGAGAAUGAAAAUGAAGAUGAUUUGCCAAUUCUCCAUCGUGACAUACAAACCAAAUUGAAAAAAAAUCAGCCGGUAAAUAACAAGAAUGAGAAUAGUGUACAUUCAACAUUAAAAACCGAUAAAAACACGAAAAACGAGAAGACAGAUAUUCAAGAAAUGAAUCAUGGAACUUGGCAGCGGAACAAAGAUGGACGUAUUAUAGCAAUGACAACGACAAGUGAUAUGAGAAAAUCAGGAAAAUUGGAGCGUCCUUCACAGCAAGCUCCACCAUCCACUGUUGCAGAAGAUCAAAUUAUCGAACUGGAAAAGAGACAAGUUGAUGAACGUGAAAAAGAAAUGGAUCUAUUUUCGUUUGACAUGCCAUCCAUACCAUCGACAUGCGAUUUACUCUAUGAAUUUAAAUCACCAUUUACGGAAGAAUAUGAUGUUGCUAUCCAAACACAAUCGAGUAUGAUAACAGAAUUUAAUUUAAAUGAUUUCUAUCGUAACGUUAAGAUACGACUAGACAAUGGAACAAAUGCGAAAAUGGCUUUUGAGCGUUGUUUAAAAAUGUCGAGACUACAAUCAGCGACAAUCAAAUGGGAACAAAGACGUCGACAAACACUAUCUUUAUACAAUCGAAUGCUAAAAACAGCAACUGCCACUGACGGAGGAUCAUUACAGAACACUAAUAACAGUAAUGCGCUUUUAAAUUCAAGUUUUUCUAUGUCGAAUUCAGCGUCUAAUACUAAAGAAAACAAAGAAAUCUCUGAACUCAAACGUGAAUUACGUUGUAAUGAAUGCAAACGAAUAAACUGUUCAGGUAACUGUGCACCCGGUCAAGAAUAUUAUCUCUACAAACGUGUUGCAUCAUCGAUACCCAGUCAAAUGAAAAAAGAUCAACAACCACCUCAAACAAAAUGUAAACAGGGAUGUAUCGUUUGUAAUUGUCGUGCAACAACAUCCGAAGUUAUCAACGCUAAUCAAGUCAUAAAUGGUGGACGAUUAAAAUCAUCAAAAGUUACUUAUUCGUUUGGUCAAAAAUCGCAUAGACCCACCGAUCUGCGACCAAAAUCAAUGAGUCAGGUGACGAAAGAUAUGAAAAUGAAAUUUCAGCAGGCGAAUUUAUCUCCGAUAAAUAUUGUCGAAACAGACGGCAUGGCGUUAAAACGUUCGUCAUUGAAACAAAACGGGCUAUUGCCAGGAAAAUCGUUCCGUUCUCAGAGAAGAGAAUCAUUGUCAGUUAAGCAACAAUAG
This is a messenger RNA of Didymodactylos carnosus, 4465 nucleotides long. NCBI's taxonomy places the organism in Eukaryota, Metazoa, Rotifera, Eurotatoria, Philodinida, Philodinidae. The record is from the annotation of a GenBank genome assembly.